Molecule: messenger RNA, 6578 nt
Organism: Canis lupus familiaris (dog)
Lineage: Eukaryota; Metazoa; Chordata; Mammalia; Carnivora; Canidae
Gene: EVI5
Product: ecotropic viral integration site 5
Exons: 19
Coding region: 269-2656 (795 amino acids)
Source: RefSeq, a predicted model, not a curated record
GGCGGCGCCCGCAGGCUGCGCGAGGCUCGGAGGCGGCCCUGAGCUGCCGGGCGGGCGCGGCGCUCCGGGGGGCGAGGAAGGCGGCCCGGGGAGCCGGAGCGGGGCCGAGGCGCUGAGACGCGGCGGCGAGGCUGCCGGCUGGAUGGGAAGUUAAUGUUUACGGCGGAGUCCACCCAACGUUUCCAAGGUGGCGACAGACAAGGUUGCAGAAAAGCUGAGUUCUACUCUCUCAUGGGUGAAGAACACAGUAUCACAUACAGUCAGUCAGAUGGCCAGUCAGGUGGCAAGUCCAUCUGCUUCAUUACACACUACAUCCUCAUCUACCACACUAUCCACGCCAGCCCUUUCUCCAUCUUCCCCUUCACAGUUGAGUCCAGACGACUUAGAACUCCUGGCUAAACUGGAGGAACAAAACAGAUUGUUAGAGACGGAUAGUAAGUCUUUAAGAUCUGUAAAUGGGUCAAGAAGAAACAGCGGCUCCUCCCUUGUAUCAAGUUCAUCAGCCUCUAGCAACCUCAGCCACCUUGAAGAAGAUUCUUGGAUUCUUUGGGGAAGAAUUGUAAAUGAAUGGGAAGAUGUACGCAAAAAAAAGGAAAAGCAAGUUAAGGAGCUUGUUCGUAAAGGGAUACCCCACCACUUUAGAGCAAUAGUUUGGCAACUUUUAUGUAGCGCACAAAGUAUGCCAAUUAAGGAUCAGUAUUCAGAACUCUUGAAAAUGACCUCACCGUGUGAAAAAUUGAUCCGAAGGGACAUUGCUAGAACUUAUCCUGAACACAAUUUUUUUAAGGAAAAAGAUAGCCUUGGACAGGAGGUUUUAUUUAAUGUAAUGAAGGCAUAUUCUUUAGUGGAUCGUGAGGUUGGUUACUGUCAAGGAAGUGCUUUUAUAGUUGGAUUGUUGCUUAUGCAGAUGCCAGAAGAAGAAGCUUUCUGUGUAUUUGUUAAAUUAAUGCAAGAUUAUAGACUUCGUGAACUUUUUAAACCAAGUAUGGCAGAAUUGGGCCUUUGUAUGUACCAGUUUGAAUGCAUGAUACAGGAGCAUCUUCCAGAGCUCUUUGUACAUUUUCAGUCUCAGAGUUUUCAUACCUCAAUGUAUGCAUCAUCUUGGUUUCUGACUAUCUUUCUUACUACUUUUCCAUUACCAAUUGCAACAAGAAUAUUUGAUAUCUUUAUGUCUGAGCACUUUCAGAAGGUCAUUCCACAUCAGUUUGAUGGUGGACCAGACAAAUUAAUCCAGGCAGCUUACCAAGUCAAAUAUAACUCAAAAAAAAUGAAAAAGCUUGAAAAGGAAUACACUACAAUAAAAACUAAAGAAAUGGAAGAACAAGUUGAAAUUAAAAGGUUACGCACAGAAAAUAGACUUUUAAAACAGCGCAUUGAAACAUUAGAAAAAGAAAGUGCUUCCUUGGCAGAUAGAUUGAUACAGGGACAAGUGACAAGAGCCCAGGAGGCUGAGGAAAACUACCUCAUAAAACGGGAGUUGGCCACCAUCAAACAGCAGAGUGAUGAGGCCAGUGCUAAACUGGAGCAAGCUGAAAAUACCAUCAGGAAGCUCCAGCACCAACAACAAUGGCAUAAAUGCAAUUCCAACUACAAUGAAGAUUUUGUGCUGCAACUAGAGAAGGAAUUGGUCCAAGCCCGUCUGAGUGAAGCUGAGUCUCAGUGUGCACUAAAGGAGAUGCAGGAUAAAGUCCUGGAUAUAGAGAAGAGAAACAACUCUUUUCCUGAUGAAAAUAACAUUGCAAGGCUUCAGGAGGAGCUCAUUGCUGUGAAACUGAGAGAAGCAGAAGCUAUUAUGGGAUUGAAAGAACUGAGACAACAGGUCAAGGAUUUAGAGGAACACUGGCAGCGCCACUUAGCUCGUACUACUGGGAGAUGGAAAGACCCACCUAAGAAAAAUGCUGUAAAUGAGUUACAGGAUGAACUGAUGACCAUUCGACUUAGAGAAGCUGAAACUCAGGCAGAAAUAAGAGAAAUUAAACAAAGGAUGAUGGAAAUGGAAACACAGAAUCAGAUCAAUAGUAACCAUCUUCGAAGAGCAGAACAAGAGGUGAUCAGUCUACACGAGAAGGUGCAAUAUCUUUCAGCACAGAACAAAGGACUGCUUACUCAAUUAAGUGAAGCAAAACGCAAACAAGCAGAGAUUGAAUGCAAGAACAAAGAAGAAGUGAUGGCUGUGAGACUCCGGGAAGCAGAUAGCAUUGCUGCUGUGGCUGAAUUACAGCAGCACAUUGCUGAGCUGGAAAUCCAGAAAGAAGAAGGAAAGCUUCAAGGACAGCUUAACAAGUCUGAUUCUAACCAGUAUAUUAGGGAACUGAAAGAUCAGAUAGCAGAGCUGAAUCAUGAGCUCAGGUGCCUAAAAGGCCAGAGGGUCUUCUCAGGUCAGCCUUCUUUUGAUGGAAUCCACAUUGUCAACCAUUUAAUAGGAGAUGAUGAAUCAUUCCAUUCCUCUGAUGAAGAUUUUAUGGAUAAUUCCUUACGGGAAGGUGGCAUUGGUUUUCCUUUGCACAGAAAAUCUGGCCCAAUGUCUUUGGACCCCGCUGUGGCAGAUGGUAUUGAAAGCGAAACAGAAGACAGUGUGUUGGAGACCAGAGACAGCAACCAAGUGACCCGAAAGGAGCAGCCCCCAAGAAGAGAAUCGUACUCAACCACUGUCUGACCAUCACUGUGACCUAGACUGUGGGGUUUUUUAAGGGAUCAGUUAUUAUCAUAUGAUUAAGGGUUUGGGGAACAUAUCUGUUUCAUAUGUACAUACUUAUAUACCUAUAUAUAUAUAUAUAUACACAUAUAUAUAUAUUUUACAGUCUUAUCUGCCUUUUUAUCUUUGCCAAAUCUUCACCACUGACUUACCAUUGCCAUAAAGUAGACUGGAAUAUGGUUAAUGGGAAAAAUAAGGUUCUAACAGUAUUACUGAAUAUUAAUGUUUCUUGUUUAGAAAAUGCAAUUUAUCUAUAUGUGAGAAGUAUUUUGAAGUUCAGAACUAUGGAAAAUUGAAUUUUCUUCAGAUAAAACUGCUCUAGUGCAAUAUGUCAUGGUCAUUCAACAAAUUACAUAUUUAUAUUUAUCAAUUUGUUUUCAGGGCAGCUGUCUACAAACAUUUGACCAAUAUAAACAUUGAAUUAAUCUUGUGUUUUUGUGUUGGGGGAGUUUUUUGGGUUGGUUUUUUUGUUUGUUUGUUGUUUUGUUGUUUUCAGUUAAAAUUACUGCUUUGGUAAUGAGCCACUGAAAGCUCCCAAACACAAAGCCUUUUCUUUUUUCCAUAUAAUUUUGCAAACACAAAUUAAUGGUCAUUUGUCUUGAGAGUUUUAAGUUUUGUUUUAAUUUCUAAUUUUUAUGUACAUAUGCUUCCGUGUGUUGCCUACUGGUCAGAAUAGAAGGUUAACUAAAAAUAAAUUGGGUUUUUGUACAUAUUUAUAAGUCUACAUCACCCACAUUGAACAUCAUUUUAUAUGAAGAAUGUACAUGUUGCAAAAUGACUGCCUUCAGCAUUCCAACAGGACUUCUGUAAAUAAUAGGUUAAAAGAAAAUUGAAAAUAAAACCAAACACUAAUAUUUUAAUAGCUUUAGUAUUUUGCUUAGCAUUCAACACUAGCAGAUUCAUAAGUGAACUAAUGCUUGUUCAGAAACACUAUUGGUGACAUUUUACUUCAUGUGUAUAUAACUAAUAAAUUUUUCAUGAUUAAAGAGGUGAUAGCACGUAUUACUUAGUGCUAAUAUCUACUUAAUAUAAUUUAAACAAUGGACUGAGGUCCAAGAUACACAAAAAUUAUAUCUGCAAAUAAUCUAUGAACAUUAUCUUCAGAUUCUCUAGUUACUAAUCCAUAGAUAAAGCCAUAAGAAUUUUUUUCUACCAAUUCUUCCUUUUUAUCUAGACUUUUUUUCAUGGAAAUUUGAGUGACUGUCAAUGGUAAAUUGGUAGAAACACCAAAUUACACUUAGAUUACUUAAAGAUAACAAUAAUGUGUUGACUGGAUGCUUUCCACUUCCAUUUUCAUCAGCAGCCUAUGGAAAAAAAAAUAGCCUUCAAGGAUAAGAGGAAAGUAGAAUUCAGUAUAUAUGGAGAUACAACUUUGCACAGUAUGUUGCAUGCAGAAAAAAAAAAAAUUUGUAUGACAGGAUGGAGUAGAAGAGAAAGAAUCAUUUUUGUGUCUAAAGCCAGGAGUUAAGCUUUAUGGUAUAUUUAUGGAUUAGGCUUUUCCAGCAAGCACUUUGUAGCUAUUUGCUUGGGAAACCAGAUUGAAAAUAACACCUGUUGUGUCCAUAUCACCAGGUUAAAUUCUAGUGGUUAAGUAAUUUACCUGUGGUUACAAGUUAGUAAGUAGCAGAGCCAAAAGUUUCAUCAAGAUCUCUCUGACACCAAGCUGAAAAGGUUCAGCUAAUGAAUUUCUCAAUUCUCUGCUUUUCUGGCAAUUAAUGUGAUUUCAUUGGUUUCCUGAAUAUAUAUAGAUCUAUAUGUAUAGAUGUAUCAACACUCAUAAACUCUGCAGAGGUCUACUAGAAUUAUCUACUAGAAUUGCCUGACUGGUGCUAUUUGGGAUUCUCUUUUGGAGUUCAUUACUGUCAGCCUAGGGGCUGUUGAUGCCCAGGUAAAAUGAGGUGAGUCAUGGCCACAUGAUUGCUUUGACCCCCACAAUAAGAAAUCUAAAUGAUCUAGACCAAGGGUCAGCAAAUACAGGACAUGAGGCUAUUCCAACCAGCUUCCUGUUUUUACAUGACUCACAAGCUUAGAGCUUUUUAAUUUUUAAAUACUUGGGAGAAAAAAAAUCAAAAGAACAAUAUUUUAUGUCACAUGAAAAUCAUAUGAAAUUCAGUAUUGACAAAAUUUUAUUGGAGCUUACCCAUGCUUGUCCAUUGACAUCUGUGGCUGCUUCUCUGCUACCAUGGCAAAGUUGAGUAGUUACAACAGGUACUGUAUGGUACAAACAGUCCAAAAUGUAGGUUUACAUCUUAAGUUUGUCUCAGUAGAAGCUCAAACUACCUGUUUCUGCUGUAGAACUAAUGGUUUGGAAGCCUAAAAUUUCCUAGUGGAUCUUAAACUCAUAACUAUUCAAAAUGGAAAAUGUUCCAGCUGUUUUAUAUCAUGAAGUCUUUGAUGCCAAAGACAAAUUUGGAAGGACAUCUGUACCUUUGGAAAUGGAGAAAGGGAAGAAUUCCAGAAUCCCAGCACUGUUCUUGCAAGCAGGCAUAUUGACCUUUAGUGUAUGCUUCAAUGAGCCAGUGUUAUAAUUUGACUUUAAAAUAACAUCUUUCUAGAAUCAUGUUUGAAUUCUAAAUUUGAAAGAUAUUCUUAGAGAAUUUCCUACGUACUGUUUUCCGGUUAGGAAUUAGGUGUUAACAAGAAUCGUAGUAAGUAAAUCCAUUGAUCUUGUAAUUUGGACAAUGAAAAACUAGAAACAACAAUCAUCUCAUUUAAGAGCUUUGAUUCAAAUACUCCUUAGAAGCGUUUAGAAUCUUCCUGGUUUUUAGGAUGCAACAGGAUACUAUGCCCUGAUUUGAUAUUAAGACUUUUGAGGUAUCAGAAAAUGUUCUCUUGAUAGAUUUUAUUUAAUCCCUGGUACUCUGUGUCAUUUAAAUGUUACUCAGUUAAACACUUAGAGCUGAAGAAUAUUCAGGGAGGAAAAGUGAAUAAAAUAAAUAGCACACAAAGUAUUCUCACAGGGUACUUACCUUCCUGGUGUUGUUGCCAUCUAGGUUGAAACACUAAAAGUAGGAUCUGAAUGAAAUGGAAAUUGCAUGGGGUGAUGAAACAGAACUUUUAGAUCAAGCAAAUAUUUCAGCAGCCUUUUAAAAAUCAGUGGUAAAUAUUUUCUUCCUGUAAAAAGCAGUCAAAGAUCUAACAUUACACAAUUUUUACCCUUUCUAUUGAUAGAUAUUAAGUAUUCAAUGUUCGAUGACUAUUGGGACAUCAAGUCUCACCUGGCACGCUAGUUUGGAAGAAAAAAAAAACUUUCUCUUAGCUCUGAGCAUGAUACAGCUUGUUACUCUCCAGAUAGUGCCUUUGAAAACAAGGUCUAGACCUUUUUAAGUAUUUUAUUUUUAACAUCAUAAGAAAUGAAUUGGUUCCAUCUUCUGCUUUACCUUUUACAUAACACACUAUCAUUUUCAGAUUUAAAGUAAAAUAAGUAUAUGAAUUGUGUUUCAGUAAAGCCCUUUCACGGCCAACUUAAUCAUUGUGUAGUACCAUGUGUAAGGUACAUUUUAUUAAAUCAGUGAUUUACUUUAUUAAAACGGUGUGCUUUAGCCUGAAAGUUAUUGCUGCUCUAUCAUUAACAAAACAGUUUUUAAAACUAAUGAAUUUUAAUUUAAUUAAUUGUCCUGGAAUUAAAGUUCCUGGUUAAAAGUAGAGUGGAUGCUCUUUAUAAUCCAACUUUUUACAUCCUAUCCAUUGAUCGACCUAUCCUUUCUUUUCACUCCAAAGAAAAGAUGAUAGAAUAAUACAUUAGAUAUACUAUACAGAUGCAAAAUUAUAAUGUUUUUCAUUUUACUGUUGGAGUUUCUUAUUGUAACAUUGUAUGAUAACCUGAAAUGUUUACUUGUGCCUUUACUUUAAACAAUUAUUAAAGUUUUUCAUUUUAUAAGAA